Puccinia triticina is the source of this 1050-nucleotide messenger RNA. RefSeq lists its product as uncharacterized. Gene Ontology annotation, molecular function: ubiquitin protein ligase activity; metal ion binding. The record is from RefSeq and is a predicted model, not a curated record. Bases 1 to 1050 code for a protein of 349 amino acids. Gene Ontology annotation, biological process: ubiquitin-dependent protein catabolic process. Lineage: Eukaryota; Fungi; Basidiomycota; Pucciniomycetes; Pucciniales; Pucciniaceae. The transcript has a single exon.
AUGGCCCAUGCUCGUCCAUUGGCUGAGCACCAAGCUGCAAACAUCGAACAAGGCGCUGCUUACGUCUGGCAAGUCACAAUCGUGGUACAGGGGAAAGACUGGUUUCUGGCGAUCUACCACCAAAACGACUUGCCCAUCCAAUGCCGGCAGGCCGUCGCGUCAGCAGUCCCCCGCCCAGAUCUGCCAACGACCACUAAUGUUGAUCUACUUAUUUCAUACCCAGCAACCAUCAAAAAUUUCGAAGCUCAAGCAGCUAAUUACGAAUCUGGAGCAGCUAAUCACGAACCUGGAGCAGCUCAUUACGAAUCUGUAGCAGCUCAUUACGAAUCUGUAGCAGCUAAUUACGAAUCUGGACCUGGUGAUGGAUGGCGAAGAACAUUCAUGGAAGUAGGGGGCGACUGGAUUGUGGUGCUCUUCGAUCGAACCAGCUUGGUCAAUACAUACAUCGAGUCCGAAGGGUUUUCCAACCGCCAGCGCCGACGGUUGGAAGAAGCGGAACGUGCUUUCAAUAGUCAUACCAUCACUUCUGGUUACAUACCUUUUAACGAACAACAAAAGUUGCAUACCGAAACUCGACACGGUACAGUCUCAUUGGAUGAAGCUUCACAAUUACUAGCCACCACAGCAGCUAGCCAGCCAGGUGAAAGUGAUCGACUUGCCGAUUCUUACGAUGACGGAGGUCUACGUUUCAACAGCAAACUAAAGGGCAUUCAGCAUCAGAAGACUGCUGCUUGCAGUCACCAGGAUGAGCCCACCAAUCAGGACCGAGUUACUGAAAGUCCCAAUGGCAGCUCAACUGCCAAUCCACCCAAUCAUUACAAAUAUUCUCAUUUCAUAGUCGGCAAAGAAAACCAGAAUCAAUGUGCAGUUUGUGGGGACCAAUUCAAGUCUCCUAAAAACGCUGGCAAGCAUCAGUGGUGCAUCUCUGAAGUUACGAGGAUCAAGAAGUGUAGGCAUGACUUCCACCCCAAAUGCAUUCGACCGUGGAUAAUCGAACACGGCAAUCGUAGCUGUCCCCUUUGUCGUGUUUUUCUAGAUGAUAAUGCCUGA